This is a messenger RNA of Coniophora puteana RWD-64-598 SS2, 414 nucleotides long. RefSeq names its product cytochrome P450. Gene Ontology annotation, molecular function: heme binding; oxidoreductase activity, acting on paired donors, with incorporation or reduction of molecular oxygen; iron ion binding. The record is from RefSeq and is a predicted model, not a curated record. NCBI's taxonomy places the organism in Eukaryota, Fungi, Basidiomycota, Agaricomycetes, Boletales, Coniophoraceae. The annotation marks the transcript as partial. The transcript has 2 exons.
CACGCGACCGUCACAGACGAUGUAUAUGAAGGGUAUUUCAUUCCCAAAGGUAGGCUUCGUCAACAAUUCAGGUUAAUGCUACGGGAAGAUCCGAGGUGGACAAACCCAGACGCGUUCGACCCCUCUCGACACCUUACUGCCUCUGGCGAGCUUGCCUCGAAAUCCACGACCGAAAUUUCGGGAAGUCCAGUGUUUGGUUUUGGGCGGCGUAAAUGCCCCGGGCGAUUUGUCGCAGAGAAUACUUUGUGGGCUGCCAUAGCCUCCAUCCUAGUGGCAUUCAAGAUUUUACCGGCUGAUGAAGCAAGGGGCCGGAAAGUAGUAGAAUUCAGGGAGGGCGUCGGACGCAUGCCUAUCUCGUUCCCUUGCGUUGUCCAGCCGAGAGAAUGUUACCAUGGAGUAUUGGCAGACUUAUAA